AUGUCUCACGUUGAUAAAUCUUUUAAAAACUGGCUCAAGAAAGUAACCCUUCCAACUCGGAAAAUAGUCACCUCUACAACCCCAAAUACUGGUAGAGUAUUUAGUGUUCAUCUUGAAGUAUCCAUUCGAUAUGCCCAAUCAACCAUUAGCUAUCAUGACACAGCACGUUCGGACCAACCCCAACUUGGUGCAAUUCCUAUAAUAGUAGCCAGAUGUGGUGCAUUUCUGAAACAAAAUGCCCUUUCUACUGUGGGUAUCUUUAGACUCUCGGGAAGCUCUAGGCGAAUACAAGUUCUUCAAGACAUUUUCGAUAAAUCAAGCACCUCUUAUGGUGUCCACAUUGACUGGCAUGGAUUUACAGUACACGAUGUUGCAACACUCCUCAGAAGAUACCUCAACCAUUUACCCAACCCAGUCAUUACACACGAAUUUUAUCAGCCAUUUUGUGAUAUAAUGCACAAUCGAACUUACACAACAACCAAUCAACGAAUCAUCGCAUUUCGAUCUCUGAUCCAUAAAUUGCCUCUGGCUCACCAACACCUCUUGCUCUAUCUACUCGACAUGCUCAAUGUCUUUGCACAGAACUCAUGUGUCAACCGAAUGGACGCUUCUAAUCUUGCGGCCAUGUUUUGCCCUGCUAUUCUUAGUCACCCGUCUCAAAAUACACCAAUCAGCUACGUUGUUUCCCAAAGAGUAAUCGAGUUCUUAAUCGAGUUCCACUCGUUGUUUGGUAUGCAAACCAUCUCACGUCGUAAAUCAUCUCGGUCCCGCCAAUCGUCAUCAUCGGCCUUUGGGCGCAUAAUAACCGUAUCAAACGGCAAAUGUCCAUCAAAUACGGUACCUGCUCUUCGGAGACGUCGUCCUGCCACUCUCGAAAUCAACUUGAUCCGAACUCCAAUGUACUCGCCCGAAAGUCUUGGAGACGACCAAUUUAAUAUUGGAACAAAUAUACCCACACGCGACACAAAAGAGCAAGAAGAAGAAGAAGAAGAAGAGAGAGGAGGGUUGAUAACUCCAAGAGUUAGUGGAGACUAUGAUAGGGGUAAUAGUCACGUCAGAGAUGAUGAAAAUGGUCAAAAGAAGACUGUGUAUAAAUUGCAUGAUGCACCGGUUACUAUACUACCGUCAUCUACAGAAACCAAACCCACAAGACCAGUUUCAUUAAACAGAGAGACUAUUCAAUUGUGCGAUGCGAUUGGCAGUGGGAUGAGCAACAUUGACACAAAACUACCCGAUCCAAAGUAUAAAAACGGCCUCACUAUUGAUACAAAUCUCAAAGAAACAAGCAAUUUUGAAAUCCUGGCAUUAACAAAUACAAAUACGAAAAUUGUAUUUGAUCCCUCAGACAAAGUGCUGAGUCAAAGUACGACUAGUGUAGGCACAGAUACAGUGGUUGAAACGUCAAUAGGAAGCUCUACAGAUCUAUCGCUUGAUGUAUUGACGGACGAGAUAUCGAUUGAAGAUACCGACAGUAUACUAGAAAUGUCUCUAAAAGAGAACCUAGCGCGAGAGGAACAGCUGAUGCAAGACGAGGAGGUGAUGUUCCAGUGGCGAGAUUUGUUGACUCGCUCCUGGAAGACAGAUGAAAGUACUCCCAAGAUUCCCCUGACUACCUCCUCAUCGGUUUGUUCCAAGCGAACAGACUAUUUUGGCCACGCGUCAUUACCAGACGAUGAUAGAUCUGGGUCUCAUACCUCGACUCCAAGCAGGUUUCUUGAAGAAGAAGAAGAAGAUGAUGAUGAUGAUGACGAUGACGAUGAUGAUGAAGAGGAAGAGGAAGAAGAGGGAAAUCUUGAGAAUAAAUCUGAAAUGAAACAUACUGCAAAGCAAUUUUCUUGUGAAGCUACCUGGAAUACAGACACACAACAGAAUCAACCACAUUUUCAACGUAUUUGUCAAGAGGCAUUGUUACCCAUGAAUAUUAAAGGCCAAAGUAAUAGUAAUAGACGCUUGAUACAAAUCCGUAAAAUGAGAUUGGUACUCUAUUCCUGGCUACUCUAUUAUGUGCUAUGGCUCUGCAUGACUCUGUUUCAUAACAAUGGUUGUCAUUGCGCACCGAUUAUUGUUAUUAUUAUAUUGGUUAGUUCUAGACUUCCAAAGCCAAAUAAGAUCUACGAAUUGAAAUUGCAUGUAUGCCUGUGCAAGCGCAGAGAUCUUCCAUUUCAACCACUCCAGUUUGUAACAGUUCAAACACAGAAGCAGGUCUUACACUUUCAAGGCCUUUGGUUCAUGAUUUGCUUCUUAACUGCACUUGGCAUUUACGGUGCACAAGCAGCACGGCCAUGUAAAGCAAUUCAAAAGGGAUAUGUCUCUAACGUCUAUCUACUUAUCUAUUUAUCUAUUCUGUACUAA
Molecule: messenger RNA, 2352 nt
Organism: Phycomyces blakesleeanus NRRL 1555(-)
Lineage: Eukaryota; Fungi; Mucoromycota; Mucoromycetes; Mucorales; Phycomycetaceae
Exons: 11
Coding region: 1-2352 (783 amino acids)
Biological process (GO): regulation of fungal-type cell wall organization; activation of GTPase activity; signal transduction
Cellular component (GO): cell cortex
Molecular function (GO): GTPase activator activity
Source: RefSeq, a predicted model, not a curated record